AUGCGCAUCCUUAGCACCCUCGUUCCGAGCCUGUGUCUGUUCGCCCCCCUUGCCGCCGCAGGCUAUACUCUGAAGGACGACUAUGGCACCUCCGACUCGUUCUUUGACAAGUUCAACUUCUUCACAGGCAAGGACCCAACCAACGGUUACGUCAGCUAUGUCGACCGCUCGACCGCUCAGAGUGGUGGAUUGAUCAAGUCUGGUAGCUCUGUGUAUGUUGGCGUCGACACUGUCAACACCGCGAGCGACCCCGGCCGAUCCAGUGUGCGCCUGGAGAGCACCAACACCUAUGACCACGGGCUGGUGAUAUUGGACUUGAACCACAUGCCGGGUAGCGUUUGCGGCUCCUGGCCCGCUUUCUGGAUGCUCGGCUCUAACUGGCCCAACAACGGCGAGAUUGAUAUUAUCGAAGGCGUCAACGACCAGACCUCCAACCAAUUCACCCUGCACACCGGCGAUGGCUGCUCGAUUGACAGCUCGGGCUUCAGCGGCACCGUCCAGACCAGCAACUGCUACGUCGAGGCCUCGGGCCAGUCUGAAAAUGCCGGCUGUGCCAUCACCAGCUCCAGCGAUUCCUCCUACGGUGGCGGCUUUAACAAAAAUGGUGGUGGUGUUUAUGCCACUGAAUGGACUGGCGAUGCUAUCAGCGUCUGGGUCUUUUCUAACUCGAGUGUUCCGUCUGAUAUUACCAGCGGUACCCCCAACCCCUUAGGCUGGGGAACGCCGUCUGCCAAAUUUGCUGGCAGCUGUGACAUCGACUCACACUUCAAGGAACUCCAAAUUGUCUUCGACAUUACCUUCUGCGGUGACUGGGCAGGUGAGACCUGGUCCUCUGGCAGCUGCGCAUCCAAGGACAAGUCUUGCAAGUCUUACGUGCAGAACAAUCCCUCCGCCUUCGCCGAAUCCUACUGGGGCAUCAAUUCUCUCAAGGUCUACCAGGACAGCAGCAGCUCUAAACGCGACAUUCACUCGCACGCCGCGGCGCAUAUCCGCCAAGGUGCCGGCGAGCCCAUUUCCUACCCCAACGUCGGCCGCAACUCGUCGAAUGUUCGUUUCGUGGCCCGACCAACCUGGAAGCACCGCCGCGACCGCUACAAGCACGGUCAGUGA
Penicillium argentinense is the source of this 1110-nucleotide messenger RNA. Its product is annotated as glycoside hydrolase family 16 protein. NCBI's taxonomy places the organism in Eukaryota, Fungi, Ascomycota, Eurotiomycetes, Eurotiales, Aspergillaceae. Gene Ontology annotation, molecular function: hydrolase activity, hydrolyzing O-glycosyl compounds. Gene Ontology annotation, biological process: glucan catabolic process. The coding region runs from base 1 to 1110 and encodes 369 amino acids. The record is from RefSeq and is a predicted model, not a curated record. The transcript is spliced from 4 exons.